AUGUCCGUACUUAACAAAACGAAAGCAAGAUUGCCACGCGUUUCUAAUUCUGGAUCGCUCAAUCCCCAAAGAAUCGUAUCCUUCCAAUCCAGCAAUCUAGAUCUACGAUCUCCCCUCAGCUGUGAAUUUUGGUUUUCGAUUGCUAUGUCGGUGGAAUCUGCCAUCACCAACAACGAUAACGGUGCUUCUGUGUUCAACAAUGGCGAAGAGAAGAAACCGUUUAGGAUCUUCGUAGGUUACGACACACGGGAAGAUCUGGCUUACGAGGUGUGUCGGUAUUCGAUCCUCAAACGAUCUUCGAUCCCCGUCGAAGUUAUCCCCAUCAAGCAAUCUGAAUUACGAGAGAAGAAAUAUUUUUGGCGCGAACGUAAUAAACUCGAAAGCACUGAAUUCUCAUUCACGCGCUUUUUGACGCCAUUCUUGGCGAACUACGAAGGGUGGGCGGUGUUCGUUGACUGCGAUUUUCUGUAUCUCGGAGACGUGAAAGAAUUGCAUGAUCUGAUUGAUGAGAAGUACGCAAUGAUGUGUGUGCAACACGAUUACACCCCGAAAGAGACGACGAAAAUGGAUGGGGCUGUUCAGACGGCGUACCCACGGAAGAACUGGUCAUCGAUGGUGUUGUAUAACUGCGGCCAUCCUAAAAACAAGAUUCUGACGCCGGCGAUUGUGAAUCAAGAAUCAGGUGCGUUUCUUCAUAGGUUUCAAUGGCUAGAAGAUGGUGAAAUUGGGUCAGUUCCCUUUGUUUGGAACUUUCUUGUGGGUCAUAACCAGGUUGUUGAUGGUGAUCCGAGUACAUACCCAAAAGCAAUCCAUUAUACUUCUGGAGGGCCAUGGUUUGAGGCAUGGAAAGAUUGCGAAUUUGGGGAUUUAUGGUUAAAGGAAUUGGAAGAGUACAAGAAGGUGAAAGAGAAAGAGAAGAAACUUGGUUAAGAAAUGUGUGAAUUGUUUCAUGUUGCACACCAACUGUUUGACAAUAUGUUUCUAAGAUUUGCUUGAUUGUUCUUCAUUAAUGCCCCUUAAAAUGAUUGAUUUUUAGGUAGGAAUUUGGGUUUAUUAAGCUAUUUGUUUGGGUGUAAUUUCUUCAUAGUGUAUUCUGCUUUGUGUUGUA
Lactuca virosa is the source of this 1108-nucleotide messenger RNA. The record is from the annotation of a GenBank genome assembly. Lineage: Eukaryota; Viridiplantae; Streptophyta; Magnoliopsida; Asterales; Asteraceae.